Messenger RNA from Pocillopora meandrina, 903 nucleotides. Lineage: Eukaryota; Metazoa; Cnidaria; Anthozoa; Scleractinia; Pocilloporidae. The record is from the annotation of a GenBank genome assembly.
AUGCAGCCUCUUUACUCAGCUUCAAAGUGUAUUCCGUGGCUUGUGGUCCUCAUCAUCGAAUGUCUGGCCAUAGUCAUCCUUAAUAUCAUCACCAUUGUUGUUUUUGUGAAGAAGAAGCGUCAGCUACAGCGGCGGAGUACAUAUUUGAUCAUCCAUCUGGCGAUAGUCGAUCUCUUAGUGGGCGCAGUCUCUGGGCCGCUGCAGAUUGAAAUAGGAAUGUCGCAGCUCUGUCCUUUAUGGAAUUACAGACGAAAGACUGUUUGGUCUCAUCGUUUAUCUUUUGCAUUUGUACAUUUAUUCUCGUUCACUUCCCUUACAAAUCUUAUUGCUAUUUCCUUAGAACGGCUACACGCAACAUUUUGUCCAUUCAGGCAUCGCUUUGUGAGGAAAUGGGUUUAUAGAGCCAUAAUUAUUGUCAUUUGGUUAAUACCUAUUGUUAGAGAAGCCGCUCAAAUUUUCUUUUUGGAAAUUUUUGAUGUAGUGGUAAUUGAUACUUACUUGUAUUUCCUAUUUUAUGCAGUUUCUCUAUUUGUUAUCUGUGUAUCUUACAUCCUUAUUAUUAUCAAAGUACGAUGUAGUCAUCCUCAAUUCUAUUCUAGAUCAAAAAGAGAAAGAAAACUGACGGGUACUGCGCUUAUCGUCACACUUGUAUCGCUACUCUGUCUUCUAUCAGUGAUGAUGUAUGGAGUAUGUCUUCACUUUUCCUCCACUUGUUUAAGGAAUGUUCAUAUGGAUAUGGGUGUGGUAGUUCUAUUUUUAGCUAACUCACUUGUAAAUCCUAUAAUUUACGCUGUUCGGAUGCCAGGAUUCAGAGAAGGUUUAUUUCAAAUAGUUUACAGGGUCCCAGACCUUUCUCGUAUCGCCCCAGCGAACCUGCCACUUCGUAACCUUAGAAGAGCGUAG